AUAAGAUCUCCAACAACAUGCUGAUUGAUGUAGGCUCAUCUGGGCCGCGAUCUGCAUCUUUUUUUUUCUUGGGUGUGUCCUACCGAAGUGAACUUAAUUUCGGACUCGCUAUUAAGCAAGCUCUUUGGAUGACGUACAGGUGUGGAUUUCCGAGGAUGAGGCCUUACCUUCAUACUGAUGACACCGGUUGGGGCUGCAUGCUGCGCUCAGCGCAGAUGCUAAUGGCGAAUGCCUUGUUGCGGCAUCUAGCCCUUGACGCGAUGCCCUGGCAUCAGAUCCAGCAGAGGGUCCUGCAGUGGUUUGUAGAUUCAACAGGUGUCGAAGCUGUUUAUUCAAUUCACAACCUAACAAGGUGUGGUCAGCUUUAUGACAUACUCCCCGGGGAGUGGUAUGGACCUGGCAUUGCUGCGUGCAUUCUCCGUGACUUGUGCGAAUGUCACCGACACAAACUUGGUGGUCCAGCGAUAAAACUGGUAGUAACUCCGGCUGGGAAGCUCCUCUGCAUUGAAACAAUCCUUGACAAAAUGACGAGAUAUACUUUGGAUCACGAUCACGCUGCCAAGACCCAACCCUUCACCAAACCUUCUAAUAAUGGCCUCAAUCACGACCCAUUGGUGAAGCCCCAGCCCCGGAUCCUCAGUCCUGCACACGAACAGUGCAGUCCAGCAUCUGUUCGGCGCUUAGCUUAUGAUAAACGCUUAGAGUUGCCUUGGGAGGCUGCACUCGUUAUAUUCAUGCCGCUGCGCCUCGGUUUGGAAGAGCUAGAGACUGAGUACAUCCCGGAGCUUCUAUAUGCUAUUCGCCUCCGUCAAUCACUAGGCCUAAUUGGCGGCCAACCACGUCGAGCAUUAUUCUUCCCUGGCAUGUACCAGUUAAACUGCACACCGCACCUAGUUGGCUUUGACCCGCACACAGUGCAGCCUGCACUGCUUACCGAAGAUUGUUCUGAUUUACCUGUCGAUAGCAUAUGUUGCAACGCCCCCACCUAUGUGAAUCCCGAUGGUCUUGACCCGUCUCUUGCUCUUGGGUUUUACUGUUGCGGCCGUGAUGACUUCCUCAGCUUCUGCAAUGAAAUGAGGAGACUACCUAGAAAUGGAAGAAAGCAAAUGCUGCUUAAUAUCACCGAGGCACAUGGGGACGCGCCUGAGACUGAUUUAGGUACGAUUGACCGCCCCUUUAGCUACCCUUGCCACGGCGAAGGCACGAGAGGAGACGAAUGGGAAGUUAUCUAAGACCCAGGAACUUGGGGGUUUACUGAACUACGACCUCUGGGCCCUAGGUAAGCUUCCAUGUGGUUGAGCUAGCACAUCAUGUUCUAAGAACAGGUGCACUCGUCAGAGUCCACGGAGAGGACACGGAAAUUCUUUUAGAACAUCGCCGCGCU
This is a messenger RNA of Pelagomonas calceolata, 1384 nucleotides long. NCBI's taxonomy places the organism in Eukaryota, Pelagophyceae, Pelagomonadales, Pelagomonadaceae. The record is from the annotation of a GenBank genome assembly.